Molecule: messenger RNA, 2981 nt
Organism: Paramisgurnus dabryanus
Lineage: Eukaryota; Metazoa; Chordata; Actinopteri; Cypriniformes; Cobitidae
Source: RefSeq, a predicted model, not a curated record
GUAGAUCAUCAUCUUCAUCCAGUGGAGGACAAAGACACAGAAAUGGGUCACAUGAGCGACUGAUCCACGCACACAACGCACACAGAUCUAAUGGGGAUCAAAGUUCUGCCUGCUGGAGAUACUGAAGAGUUUUUGUACUGUGAACCCAAAUUAAUAGAGCUAAACGAAUGGAGACCUGCCUUAGGGUUAGGUUACAACACAUCACAACACAUCGGUCUGUAGGAUCCUCUCGUCCUGGCUGUAUCCUUUAAACUCCAGAGCCAUGUCCAGCAUUCCAGGUCAGUCAAGAUUCAUGUGGAUGAUCCUGCUGCUCACUUGUGUCCUGCCACACAUCUGCAGCAUGAUGUCAGAGUCUGACAAAGAGACGUGUUAUUCCCAGCAACAUCGAAGUGUCACUGUGAACAUACACUUGGCAGUAACAAAGGGAACUAUCAUGAGUCCCAGAGAGAAGCCAUCAGAGAAAGAUUGCAUUUUGACCUGCUGCUCAGAAGAUGUGAACGCAGGUGUGAAAUGCAACCGGGUUGUUUAUAAGCCACCAGAAGAGUCUAGCAGUGAAAACUGUUACCUGUUCUUCUGUCCAAGUGAGCAGGACUGUCCUCUUAUGACAGCCGAACUUGGAGUCAACACCUACAACAUUUUCAAGGGCGUGACUUAUCCAACAACUAAAGUUAUAGGAAGAGCAGCAGCCAAACCUUCAACUAAUCUUAACCCAAAACUGAACACAACAACAUCAACCACAAAACCACCACCAACAACAAUGAUCAAAACACCAGUUGCAACUACAACAAAACCAACAAUCACAAAACUACCUGUAACAACAACAACAUCUGCUACACCAUCACUUGGCCCCACCACAGAAGCCUCAGAGUCCCCUACAGAAGGGCCAACUGAGCUACUUAAAACUGCAUCUAUGACUGGCGCUACAGUUGCUACGACGACAACAACUACUACCACACAGUCCACAACUACAACCACUACACAGCCUACUAUGAAAAAAGAAAACAAAAGCACCACAACUAAAGCGUGUCCACCUGCACGGCCCGCUGCCAAACCCAGCAGACCCAGAAAACCCAGCACAUCUUUGAGGGGACCAGAAACCCAUUCAGUAAAACCUACCAAAGCCAAAACAGCCACGACCCACCCGAUCACCAGCACUGCACCAUCAACUACAGCUCCAACCACAACAUCUAUGGCAGCACCUCAGACCAGCGCAGGAACUACUGUAGAAAUCGAUUCAAAGGAGCGAGCUCUCAAACUGGACCCUCUGUUGCCUCCUGUGCUGGGAUCUGCUCCAGUAAAGGCCAGGUUCUCACGGACAAUAUGGAAAAACAGCCUGGUGGCCGUUGUGGUGAUCACAUUAAUCUUUCUCCUUCUCAUUUUGGCUUUGGUGGCUCGUAAAGCUAUGGAGUCCUUCGACCGACGUCACUACACGAGACUGGAACUCAAUGACCUUCAUUACGAAGUUUAACUCAUAGUGAUGACGAUUGGACAAAGAAACAAUUCAGUCCAAAAUUAAAAAUGGGGGAACUUACUUUUCUAUCUAUUUUUAGUAUUUGAUUCUCACAAUCAGACAUUGUAAAUGUUUCUCUGUGACGCUGAAUAAAAAUAAAUAAAUAAACUGACACAAAAAUAAGAAGCAAUACACUAAACUCAGGAAUCCUUAAAGUGUGAAACUUAGGGGUGAAAUCUUGAACAGCAUCAUUACUGUAAGCCUCAUAUUUUGUUUCUGUGACCUUCUUUCAUGAUGCUUAACCAGAAACAUUUUGUCAGUACAAGGAUCUUAUAAUGGUUUAAGUGGGAAAAAGGACAUUCGGAUAUAAACAUCAUUAUAAUUAUCUUGUGUUGAAAUUAUCCUUUGUAACUGUGGGUUCACACCAGCCGCAGAAGAGGCGGCAAAAACGCGCUAUUCGCGCGUAGUUGGACGCUUGAACAUUUGAGUUCACUCGCUUCAUUCUCGCGUGAAAGCCGCGGGUGAAAUUCUAGUCAUUUGAGAAAUUCACGCGGAAAUCCGCGUCAUGGGAGGGGCUUCUGCGACUCCACGGAGACUACACCACUCCACUAGCUUCAUGUAAUCACGUCACUACUGCAGCAAGCUCCUGAUUGGUUAACGCGGCUCAGAUUUUUCUCAAAGUUCAGAUUUUUGAACUCGCGCGUUUCCCGCGGCAACGCUCAAUUCGCGCGGAACGCCCCGCGGCUUCCGCGGCAUCCGCGCCGCGGCUACCGCGUGUACCGCGCCGCAGGAUGCCUAAUCGUGUGUUUACAUUGACUUAACAUGUAAAUCAUCUGCGCUUGCCGCCUCUUCCGCGGCUGGUGUGAAUGCACAGUUAACAUGUAAAUCAUCCGCGCUUGCCGCCUCUUCCGCGGCUGGUGUGAAUGCACAGUAAGCGUCUCUCUCUGAUUCUCAGAAGUUCAGCACUAAAAUAUGAAGUGUUUUGUUUUCACACAGGCUAUAAUUCAAUGUGUAUCACUGCUGAUGUGGGUGUUUAUUUUACUGUGCUUUCUUCUUGCACAAUGUCAAAUGCAUUUUACUGGACAGUUAUAUUUCAAUUGACAAAAUUAUCAUGAGCUUUUUAAACUUUCAAUACUUGUAACUGUAUGAGUGGUGCAACAUUUGUAAUUUAGGCAGAAAUUUUCAAGGUUUUUGUCCUCUAAUGUAUGUGUUUUAUAGUGGAGGCGGUCUGAUAUCGAUCAAUCACUGAUCAAACGCAUGAACGAUCUUUAUCUUUUAUGCUGCUUCCCUUUUUUUUAAACAUGUUAUUGUAUAUGUUAUAAGUUUUUGGUGAGUGUUGGCUUUUACAGACAAUUUGACAUUGAUGUUAUUAUUUCUCUUGUAAGAAAUAAAAGAAAGUAUUUUAAAUGUAAUGAUUUGUCACAUCUCCGAUUAAAAUAUGUAUUACUUUUAAAUACCAAAAGUUGUAUUUUGAUGAGAUAUUGCUAAAUCAACAGCAACAACUCAAAACGAUAAAUAAUUAAAAAAAAUG